Molecule: messenger RNA, 2670 nt
Organism: Scophthalmus maximus (turbot)
Lineage: Eukaryota; Metazoa; Chordata; Actinopteri; Pleuronectiformes; Scophthalmidae
Product: homeobox protein Hox-A2a
Exons: 2
Coding region: 1235-2323 (362 amino acids)
Biological process (GO): regulation of DNA-templated transcription
Molecular function (GO): DNA-binding transcription factor activity, RNA polymerase II-specific; DNA binding
Source: RefSeq, a predicted model, not a curated record
UAUCAUUAUGACAUCUUGCUUAUCGAAAAAAUGUAACUAUUAGCAAUCACAACACAACGAGUGCCUGUGUGUUUAAGCCUCUGUGGGCACGUGCUCGCUCGCAUGACCUCCUUAUAAAAUCGACCUUUUGUGUAAUAAACGACAAACCUUUGUGUUUUUAAUUUCACCUCUACACACCCGCACAAACAGCCGUACAAUAAAACCCACAGCGAUUGUGAUUGCACGUGUAUACGCGUGUAUCAUGCUGACAAGUUGCUGCACUGUUGGUAAAUGUUAAACUGCUGUUACGCGACGAAGUGGCCCGAACGUGUCAUAUCCGUCAGUAUUAACUUAAUGGAUGGGCGUUUUAUUGCAACACAUGUCGAUGGAUGCGCUGCAUAUUUCAUUAUUAUUUGUGCACCUUCUGAAGAAUCGCAUCCAUUGCGGAGACCACACUCUCAGCACGCUGACUGAGCGGGCUGGAUCGUUGGGGUUUGUUCCUGUCGAGAAGUCUCAAUAUCAGUUUUUUGGGGUUUGUUUCCUUUUUCCACCUCUGACGCCUGGCUCUUGCCUACACGAAUAGCUACUGGCGUGAAGUGUGUGCGUAUGUGCGUGUGCGUGUGUGUGUGUGUGUGCACGUGUGUGUGCGUGCGUGUGUGUGUGUGCGUGUGUGUGUGUGUGUGUGUGUUUGUUCGUGUCUGUGUGUGUGUGUCUGUGUGGUGGGGGCGUUCUCGACUGACAUCCUCAAACAAUACGAGAAAGAGGAGUGCACGAAUCCGCGCACCCCAGGCUGGGCUCCUUCAGCGUAAUAGUGAGCGUCAGCCAUUCUUAAAAAACACAUUUUGUAGCUUAGUGGACUGGACUGGACUGGGAAGGGCGAGAGGAGGAUAAACUGAGCGGACAAAGAUGUAAAUAAAAACAGUCGUCCUCCAGCUGAGCGAGGCGUCCUUCGUCAGAGUUUUUUGGAUCAAUCAGGCAGACAGUGGCUUCUUUUGAUUAAACCCCAAAUUGCCAUUGGGCAGAGGUAAUCAUGUGACAGGCAAUUCGGUCCAAUUUCAACCUUGUCUCCACGAAUUGAAUAGUUUAAUAGUAGCUCGGUCCCCAAACGGCCGUAAUCAGUGAAAUAGAAAAAAAAGAAGCCCAGCACGAGAAUUCUUCUUUUUUUUUUAAAUGAUUUUUUCUUCCUCGUCCUCGCUGAGCCGCAACAUUUAUAAAAAUACGCGUGCAAACUUUCCUCGGCUCUCAGGGAGCGGAGAUGAAUUACGAAUUCGAGCGAGAGAGCGGUUUUAUCAAUAGUCAGCCGUCGCUUGCUGAGUGCCUGACAUCUUUCCCCCCUGUCGCUGAUUCAUUUCAAAGUUCAUCAAUCAAGAGCUCGACGCUUUCACGCCCGACACUGAUUCCUCCUCCCUUUGAGCAGACCAUUCCCAGCCUGAACCCGGGCAGCCAUCCGCGGCACGGCCGGCCCAGACACAGCCCCGACGGAUGCAGCCAGCUGCCCACCGCCUCCUUACCCCCGGAGUACCCCUGGAUGCGGGAGAAGAAAGCCGCCAAGAGGAACCACCUGCCAACCUCCACCGCUACCGCCAUCUCCAAUGGACCCGUGUGCUUCUCUCCGAAAGGCUCGCCUGAGAUCGCGGAGAGCGGCGGGGGAGGAGGGGGCUCUCGUCGGCUGAGGACAGCAUACACCAACACUCAGCUGCUGGAGCUGGAGAAGGAGUUCCACUUCAACAAGUAUCUGUGCCGACCGAGGAGGGUGGAGAUAGCGGCACUGCUCGACCUGACCGAGAGGCAGGUCAAAGUCUGGUUCCAGAACCGGCGCAUGAAGCACAAGCGGCAGACCCAGAGCAAGGAGAACCACAACGGGGAGGGGAAAGGGCCGGGCGCCGAGGACGACAUCCACAGCGACGAGGAGGACGAGGCCCCCCUGUACGAGCGGAGCGGGGCCCUGCUGGAGCGAGAUACCUGCUCCUUUCAGAACAACUCCCUCGGCUCCGCGCAGCAGCUCCACAAUGGGGAGACCAUGGGCUUUGCAGCUGCGCCGCUGAACAGCAAUGACAAAAAUCUGAAACAUUUUCCCAACCCGUCACCCACUGUUCCGGGCUGCAUGUCAACAAUGGGCCCCGGCUCGGCAUCUGGCCCGGACAAUGGCGGCAGUCCCCCGGCCCUGGAUGUUUCUAUACACGACUUUCAAGCUUUCUCCUCGGAUUCCUGCCUGCAGCUCUCGGACGCGGCCUCGCCGAGCUUGUCAGAGUCUCUGGACAGCCCCGUGGACAUUUCGACGGACAGCUUUUAUUUUUUCUCGGAGUCCCUAACUACAAUCGACCUACAACAUCUGAACUAUUGAAAGUGAAACCAAUCACAUUCACUUUUUUCCUUCUUCCUCCUCGGGACAAUACAUAUCAGGCUGCGAUGGUAUUAACUCUGAUGUUGUUUGUAUAUUCGGCACAUUUAUUCUGUUGAUAUUUGACUUGACGAUUAAUUCAAGGUAAGGAUGAAAUUGAAUCACUUGAAGUAGCUCUGCUCCAGCGUGACUUGUAAUUACCAUUACAGAAUUUUCUCUCAGAAUGGAAAUUACGAGUCUGUGUGUGAAUAAUUAUACAAUAUUAGGCCUAUGGAACCUGGUCGUUUUUAUUUUUGUAUAGCUUCCAACGUCUUGGAUAUUUUUGUUAGAAUACAAUUAACUUGCUACAA